AUGUUAUUGGGAGAUUUGGGUGCUGAAGUAAUAAAAGUUGAAAAUCCAAAAAUUGGUGAUGAUACUCGUACAUGGGGGCCACCUUGGGCAACAAAUAAAGACCCUAAUGACCGUUCAACACCAGAAAGUGCUUACUUUUUGUCAAUUAACAGGAAUAAAAAGUCCAUUACUGUAAAUUUAAAGUCACCUUCUGGUAUUGAUAUAAUAAAAGAUCUGGUUAAACAGAGUGACAUAUUAGUGGAAAAUUACAUUCCUGGAAAGUUGGAUAAAAUGGGAUUGGGUUUUAAUGAAUUGAGUAAAAUUAAUCCACAGUUAAUCUAUGCUUCAAUCACUGGUUAUGGCCAAACAGGGCCUUAUUCGAAUAAUGCUGGAUAUGAUGUAGUGAUAGAGGCAGAGGCUGGUUUAAUGUAUAUUACAGGUGAAGAGGACGGUCCACCCGUAAAGGUUGGUGUGGCUAUAACAGGACUUUACACACAUGGUGCAAUUAUGGCUGCACUUAUAUCAAGAAGCAAAACAAAUCUUGGUCAAAGAAUAGAUUGCUCACUUAUUGAAUGUCAAGUUGCUUCAUUAGCAAACAUUGCUAGCAAUUAUCUUAUCUCUAAUCAAGAAGCUAAACGAAUGGGUACAUCUCAUCCUUCUAUCGUUCCUUAUCAAGUAUUUCCAACGAAAGAUGGUUUUAUUAUGAUUGGUGCUGGGAAUGAUAAGCAGUUUAAAAUUUUGUGCAAUAUAAUUGACAGAGAUGAAUUAAUGAAUGAUCCAAGAUUUGCUACAAAUUCGGAUCGUGUACUUCAUCGUAAAGAAUUAGUAUCUCUUUUAGAGGAAAGAUUCAAGAAUGAAACAACUGAUCAUUGGCUAUCAUUAUUAUUUGAUAAGGAAAUUCCUUUUGGUCCAAUUAAUAAUAUUCAGCGAACUUUUGAACAUCCUCAAAUUCUUGCUCGUGGAAUGAUACAAGAAGUUGAUCAUCCUAAAGCUGGCAAAAUUAAGCUAACAGGUAUUCCUGUUAAAUAUAGUAAAGAAGAUUUAAAAAUAAGGUCGCCUCCUCCGACACUUGGACAACAUACUCGUGAAAUUUUAUCUAAUUUGUUACAUUACACCAAUGAGCAAAUAGCUAUUUUAGAAGAAAAUGAUACAAGUGAUGAUGAAUUUGAAAGUAAUAUACCAAGAACUACUGAAACUUUUUGUAAGUACACAAAAUGUAAUACAUGA
Molecule: messenger RNA, 1206 nt
Organism: Cetraspora pellucida
Lineage: Eukaryota; Fungi; Glomeromycota; Glomeromycetes; Diversisporales; Gigasporaceae
Source: the annotation of a GenBank genome assembly